GCCGGAGGAGAUGGAAGACGAAGCGGCCGCCAGUGUCCGCGAGGAAGACCCGGAGGACAUGGACUUUCUCUCCGGGCUGGAGCUGGCGGACCUGCUGGAUCCCCGACAACCGGACUGGCACCUGGAGGCCGGACCCGGCUCCCCGGGGCCGCUGUCUUCGUCCGGCGGAGGCUCGGAUCCCGGCGGCCCGUGGCGCGGGGACGACGACGACGACGCCGCCGCGGCGGCCGAGAUGCAGCGCUUCUCGGACCUGCUGCAGAGGCUGCUGAACGGCAUCGGCGGCGGCGGCGGCGGCGGCAGUGACAGUGGCGGCGGGGAGAGAAGGCGGAGGAAGGCGCCGGGAGGCGGACAAAGAGUCGCUGCCCGGCUCAACCGGCUGAAGAAGAAGGAGUACGUGAUGGGGCUGGAGAGUCGAGUCCGCGGUCUGGCCGCCGAGAACCAGGAGCUGCGGGCCGAGAACCGGGAGCUGGGCAGACGCGUGCAGGCACUGCAGGAGGAGAGUCGCUACCUACGGGCCGUGCUGGCCAACGAGACCGGCCUGGCUCGCCUGCUGAGCCGGCUGAGCGGCGUGGGACUGCGGCUGACCACCUCGCUCUUCAGGGACUCGCCCGCCGGGGAUCACGACUACGCCCUGCCCGUGGGGAAGCAGCCGCCGGAGCUGCCCGAGGAGGACGACGCGGCGGGAGGAGUGUGUCUGCAUGUGGACAAGGAUAAGGUGUCGGUGGAGUUCUGCUCGGCGUGCGCCCGGAAGGCGUCGUCUUCUCUUAAAAUGUAGGGUCAAGUAAUCUGCUCUUUAUCCGCGUUUACCCCUUUCAACUCCCUUACACCAUGUAAAACACCUUUAGUGUGGGACAUCUUCACUGGACACAUGUCAGAGGAGGAAAACAAAAAAAAGUAAUAUUGAGUCUUUUAAGUGUUUUAGCUAAAAAAAGCAUGAAUGUGACACUGUAACCCACUCCUAAUGAUAACCUGUGACUAUUAAAUCUCUCUGACAGUUUCUUUUUUAGGUGAUUUCCUUCCUGCCAGGCUCCGUUGUAGGGGUUGCAGAACAGUCGUUCCCGCCUCACAACCUGUGGAUACAGCUGUUGGGGCAGAAGAGACGGGACCAGCUGCUGGCCACAUUUCCUGCUUUAUUUUAAAAGGUAGUAUAAGAAAUGAGGAAAAAGAGGUAAUAUCAGGGCUUCUGCUGUUUUUUUAUUUUUAAAAUGUUCAUAAUUAUUUUCCAGCAGUCCAAAGAUGUAAGUUAUCUUACAAGUUAAGAUGUUUUAUUAUGUUGUUUGAUUAUGGAAAUGAAAUUCUUGUUCUUGCACAACUGUAAAUGUUUUGUUGCUAGAUAGUAUGAUUUGAGACCUAAAUUGGCCUCUGGUUUCCCGUGCAUCACGGCAUAUUUUGUAAAAUCAUCUACUGCACUUGAGCAUGAAUGGGUAAUAGCCAAACUCAACCUGGAGUGACGGACCUGCUUAUACUAAGGGCAGGAGCAAGCCCCUCACAAUGCAGCUGCAUGGAUUUUUAGUGCCUACUGAAUUAUACAUAUAUAUAUAUGUAUAUAUAUACACACACACAUACAAAUAUGUGUGUGUAUAUAUAUAUAUACACACACACACACAUAUACAUAUAUAUAAACCCAAAGUAGUUGGAAAAAAAUAUUUGAAAUGACUAAUUUGUGCUCUUUAUGAAAUGUUAAAUGUAGCUUUUUGAAACAGAAGCCUUGAAUUGAAAUAUAACUAAUACUUGAACAUUUUUGUAUAUAUUUCUUUGUAUAUAAUUUUGUGCAGUACCAAUGACAAAAAUAUGGUAUAAUAAAACCAGGUUUGUUGAUCUUUCAGUUAUGGGCUCAAAGAAUUUAUUCAUCUCUAACAUGACAUUGGAAAACAAUGGGCGAAAAUAGGAAAAAUGAUGAUUGUUAAUGCUGACUAUGGGUCUUAAAAAGUUCUGGAUUCAGUAAGUUUGUUUUUCUAAAAAUUACACCACGGAAUAUUUUCUUCCUAACAUCAGUGCUUUUCAUGCAUUGUUUGAGCUGGGGAGAGAGAAGCAGUAGUAAUCGACGCUUUCUGAAUUGGGAUAUUUUUAGAUUCCAAGUAUAGAUUUUCUAGAAUGCCAUUUUAUAAAUGGCAGUUUGGAGAAUUACAUGAUUAACAACUUUUGAAAAUGGAAAGAUUAGUUUGUCCUGUGUUUAAAGCUGCUUUGUUAGAUUUCUCAUGUUUUAUUAAUUGUCUUUUCUUAGUUUCCAUUUCAUUAUUUCUUUUCUAGUUUUGGUGAUUUAGUGAUUUUGUCAUUUUUUACAUCAAUUCAUGGUCUUGUUUUACAUGGUAAUUGCAUGUACUUAGGUCUAUCUAAUUAGGGACUUUAAAUGAAUUUGGUCAUAUUUAUGUGUAAGCACAUUUUACUGUAAAUGUUUGGGUUUCUGAAUUUACAACAGAUGUUUAUUUCAAUAUGUAGUAAACAGUAUCUUAAAGUGUCCUAUUCACAACUGUUAAUUAAAAAAGUUAUGAUUAAUAUAAAACUGUUGUCUUACUAUUUUUAGAAAAUUGUAUUAUGGAUGGUUAGUAUUUGCUUAAAGAAGAUUUCUGGAAUAUAAAUAGAUUGUUUACAAAUUUUCAGGCUUGGUUCUAUAUAUAGUAAUGAUUGCAAACAUUUUAGAAUUUAGGGAGCCGUUUUGCUAUUUAUUUUUCCCCUCAUGCCUCUAUGAUAAAAUGAUACAGAACUAGACUAAAAAUACAGAUUUUAAUACUUUCUUUCCUAUAGUGUCAGGAAUUCAAACAUUAACACAUCAUGACCUAUUUCUAUCAUAUUGACUUGUUUCUGCACUUCCUUGACCAGACUUAACUAAAAAGUACACAUUUGUUAAAAUGUAGUCACACUUCUGAUCAACAAAGUGUUCAAAAUAUUUAAAUAUUUGUGCAUUUUAUAAUCACUAAAUUAAUCUCUCUUUCUUCUCUUUAAACAGCUUAGCAGUAUCUGCAAAAAACGAAUCUUUUCCUACAACCUGUUAACUGACUGGACUGAUGGUAACAAAGUAAUUGUGGGAGCCAUGUCGGUCAAAAAUUUGGCAUCUGCUGAAAAACAAAAAAAGAAUGCCAUUUUCAAGUUCCCAAAUUACUUCUAUUCUGAUUUCACUUUCCAGAAAUGGAGAUAUGAAAAGAUUCUCUGGAAUGCUUGAAAGACUUACUAGAAAUACAUAAGACAACAAUUAUACUUUUUUUUUUUUUUUUGUCUUUCAUGGGAGUGAUACUCAGUUCAUUGCAUACUUUUCAAAAAUUGUAACUUUUGGAGAAGAGAAUUAUAGUAUUUCAUCAAGAAAUAUUAGAUUCUUUCCAUAAUCAAGACCACAUCCUAUGGAAUUACAUUUAGCAGACUAGAAUUACAUAAACAGGUUACCUAUCAGUAAUUACAAAGCAAAUUGAGUUUGUAUUUAUUUCCUGGAAUGUAAGAGUUAAUUUAGAGGACAGAAACCCUUGCUGAGUACAAUAUAAAAGUUAAUGUAAAGUUCUUAUAAAGAGUAGUCUUCUGAAAUAGAUUGUUUUUAUGUCUUUGAAAAAAGUUGAUUAUGAUAAAAUGUGUGGUUAGUUGAUUGCAAUUUAGGGAUAAUUCUAGGAUGUGUGAAAUUUGAGGAUUUGGCUUCUUGAGCUUUCUUUGAGUACUUUUAUACUGUAUUUUGAAUAUUCUGAGGUUUCUCUUGUUUCCUAUUAAAAUUUCUUUAGUGUUCUGUAAGGGA
This is a messenger RNA of Dipodomys ordii (Ord's kangaroo rat), 3715 nucleotides long. It is a transcript of the gene Crebzf, whose product is annotated as CREB/ATF bZIP transcription factor. Gene Ontology annotation, molecular function: DNA-binding transcription factor activity. Lineage: Eukaryota; Metazoa; Chordata; Mammalia; Rodentia; Heteromyidae. The record is from RefSeq and is a predicted model, not a curated record. Gene Ontology annotation, biological process: regulation of DNA-templated transcription.